CCGCGGCUAACGAACGAACCAGAAAAAAUCCCCCACCCGCUUGCUCUCUUUGCCGUGUCCCCCCGCACCGCAUCCCCCAAGCGCAGCGCAGCUAGCUCUCGCUUUCGGCGCGCGCUCCCUCUCCCCACCGCGUCCUCCAGGGCGCCCCAUGAGCUGAGGCCGCCGCCGAUGGGCCCGCCCCCCGCCGCGCAGGACCCCGCGCCGUCGCCGUCGGGCGGCUCCGGCUCCUCCAGGCGCCGCCUCCGCAGGCUCGACCGCCGCAACGCGUCCAAGAACAUCCCCUACGACGCCAACAACUUCUGCCCGUUCCCGCCGUCCCCGCAGCCCGCCUCCGCGCCGGCGUCGGGGCCGGCCUCGCUCGCCGCCUCCGCGGCCUGCUCCCUCGACCUCGUCAACAGCUUCCGCAUCGGCGGCAGCGGCGACGGCGGCGGGGACGUCCUGUUCCUCUGCCAGAGCCUCGGCCUCGCCGGCCCCGAGGACUUCGCCAUCCCGAUCGCCGACUGGGAGGCGCACAAGGCCGUGCGGUCCUCGCCUUCAUCCGCGCGGCACAAACCCGAAACCCCAGCGCGGGACUCCCCGCUCCGCCGCGAGGGUGUAGAGGAGGAGCCUAUCCGGCCAGCGGACGCCGAACCCGAGCUACCGGCGAAGGAACAGGCGGCAAGGGACGUCCCAAUCGAAGCACUGGAGCGGCCGGCAUGGCUGGAUCCGCUCGAGUCCACCCGUCCGGAUGUGAAGAAGGCAGCUGGGGAGGGAGGAAUCAAGGGCUUGCGCCCGCCGCCUGUGCUCAAGCCGCCGCCCUCGAUGGCGCUGCCGGCUGUCUGCGGGGCGGGAUCCACGUGGGAUAUCCUGCGGUCGUUCGCGCCGGAUGAGAAAGAGCACGCCCCGGCGAGCAGAUCUGGCCGAGGUUUUAGGCACCAGGAUGCGGUGGAGGUGGAGGACGACGAGGAUACGGCGGUAGUGUUGACGUUGGAUGAUCUCAGGCUUGGGGAGUCGUCCGAGGGCUUCACUGGCACUUCUUCCCUGUCGACCACGAACGACGACGAGACUUCGAGCACGACCACCGAGUCCAUGUUCUACAUCUCACCGAACGGGCGGUUCAGAAGGAAGAUCCGGUCAUGGAACCGAGGGGUGCUCCUGGGGAGUGGCUCGUUUGGGACGGUCUAUGAGGGCAUCAGCGAUGAGGGUGUCUUCUUUGCCGUCAAAGAAGUAAGUUUAUUUGAUCAAGGGAGCAACGCGAAGCAGUGUAUCUUUCAGCUUGAGCAGGAAAUUGCACUUCUGAGCCAGUUUGAACAUGAGAAUAUAGUACAGUACUAUGGAACAGACAAAGAAGAUUCGAAACUUUACAUCUUCCUUGAACUAGUGACCCAAGGAUCCCUUGCAUCUUUGUAUCAGAAGUACCGCCUGCGAGAUACUCAUGUCUCUGCAUAUACAAGGCAGAUCCUCAAUGGAUUGACUUACCUCCAUGAAAAGAACAUUGUUCAUAGAGACAUUAAAUGUGCAAAUAUUCUGGUGCAUGUCAAUGGAUCUGUGAAACUUGCAGACUUUGGACUUGCUAAGGAGAUUACCAAAUUCAGUGCGGUUAAAUCAUGCAAAGGAACUGUUUAUUGGAUGGCACCUGAGGUUAUCAAUCCAAAACAGACGUAUGGACCUGCUGCUGACAUAUGGAGUCUUGGUUGCACCGUCCUAGAGAUGUUGACACGCCAAAUUCCCUAUCCUGAUCUGGAAUGGACACAAGCUUUAUACAGAAUUGGUAAAGGGGAAGGACCAACAGUUCCUAGUGGUCUUUCAAAGGAUGCCCGUGAUUUUAUAAGCCAGUGUGUAAAACCCAAUCCAGAAGACAGACCUUCAGCAUCCAAACUGUUGGAGCAUCCAUUCGUUAACAGGUCAAUAAGAUCAGUACGGUCCAUGAGGACAUCUUCACGCUCAAAUUCAACUACACGUGGCAUCAAUUGAUAAGCGGGGGAUGAUUUGUAGCACGGUGGCAGAAUGAUAUUAGUCGCCGCUUAUCAUGCGGAGCUGGCUGAAAGGGAGGGUGGUUUGCCUGGAGAGCUAGUAUUGUAAACGCUCAAUGGCAUCCUUGUCAACCUUUUAGUGUUCUUUCCAUUAGUUGAUUCUUUGACAUAUGUUAGAGGGAAGAAAGAUGUCGUGGUUGAGCCGCCGGCUAAUAUUCUUCUGCCCGGAGGCCGGAGGAGGUAGGAACAGUGAAUGUGCAUUUGAGCGCAUGAGUUGUAUGUAGAGUGGGAACGGGCGAUGUAAAUAUGUCUGCAUGGGAUUUGUAUUGGUGCCAUGAUAUGCUUCUAUGAGAGAGAAAAAAAUAGAAAGAAAAAAAUCAAUGCUUUGGAACUGUCAACGACAGUUGUUAGAUUGACA
Messenger RNA from Setaria italica (foxtail millet), 2370 nucleotides. RefSeq names its product mitogen-activated protein kinase kinase kinase 1. The transcript is spliced from 9 exons. The coding region runs from base 169 to 1953 and encodes 594 amino acids. The record is from RefSeq and is a predicted model, not a curated record. Gene Ontology annotation, biological process: protein phosphorylation. Gene Ontology annotation, molecular function: protein kinase activity; ATP binding. NCBI's taxonomy places the organism in Eukaryota, Viridiplantae, Streptophyta, Magnoliopsida, Poales, Poaceae.